AUGGCGGUGGGUGGGGUUCCUACAAGCUUUCGAUUCCUUGAUGUUUGGAGGUCACAUGCUGAGUUCCAGAGUGUGGUUAGGCAGGCAUGGGAGGUGGAGGGUGAGGGACGGCCUAUUAAAGUCCUACUCAUGAAGCUAAAAACGGUGAAGCAGGAAUUGCGCAAAUGGAAUAAGGAGGUUUUUGGAAAUAUAUUUGACCGUGUGAGGGAACAUGAGGAAAAGGUCUUGGCUCUGGAAUGCUCCUUAGAGGAGGGUCCAUCGGAGGAAGGGCAAUAUCAGCUGGUACAGGCUCAGGGUGAACUCAAGCAGUCUUUGCUUCGGGAGGCGGCCUAUUGGCGUCAAAAGGCGUGCCUGCGGUGGCUUUGGGAGGGGGAUGCCAACUCUAAGUUUUUCCAUGCACAGGUGAAGCAGCGGAGGGCUCGCUCGUGUAUACAUCGGAUGAAAGAUGGUAAUAGGGUUUGGACGGAGCAGGCCGGCAGGAUUGAGGACUUGGCGGUUGCAUUCUUUGAGGGCAUUUUGUCACAACCUGACCGGGUGCAGGUGGACCCCUCUCUACUAAGUGUGAUCCCGUCGAUUAUUAUGGAACAGGAUAACGUGAGCCUUCAACGGUUCCCCACGGAGGAGGAAAUCAGGUUAGUCAUUUUCCAGAUGGAUGGAGUGGAGCUGCCCUGGGGAUACACGUCUACAUGGUUGGCUUUGAUCCCUAAGGUUCCUGGGGCGUCAUUUUUCUCAGAUUUUUGCCCAAUUAGCCUGUGCAAUUUUGUCAAUAAAAUCAUUUCCAAGCUGUUAGUGAGGCGCUUGGAAAGUGUGAUGCCGAAGAUAAUUUCGCCACAGCAUAGUGGCUUUAUAAAGGGUCGACAAAUCUCGGAUAAUAUUUUACUGGCUUUAGAGAUGUGCUCGGCUUUAGGGAAGAAGGUGUGGGGAUCUAAUGUUGCCCUCAAACUGGACAUGGGCAAGGCAUAUGAUCGGGUAUCAUGGAAUUUUCUAAUCUAA
This is a messenger RNA of Coffea eugenioides, 993 nucleotides long. RefSeq lists its product as uncharacterized. The transcript is spliced from 2 exons. The coding region runs from base 1 to 993 and encodes 330 amino acids. The record is from RefSeq and is a predicted model, not a curated record. Lineage: Eukaryota; Viridiplantae; Streptophyta; Magnoliopsida; Gentianales; Rubiaceae.